Messenger RNA from Harpia harpyja (harpy eagle), 3279 nucleotides. RefSeq names its product solute carrier family 25 member 43 (gene SLC25A43). The transcript has 5 exons. The record is from RefSeq and is a predicted model, not a curated record. The coding region runs from base 78 to 1103 and encodes 341 amino acids. Lineage: Eukaryota; Metazoa; Chordata; Aves; Accipitriformes; Accipitridae. Gene Ontology annotation, biological process: transmembrane transport.
GCCGAGCCGGGCCGGGCCGGGCCGGGCCGGGCCGGGCGCCCGCAGUGCCGCCGAGCCGAGCCGAGCCGAGCCGAGCCAUGGCCACCUGGCGGCGGGACGGGCGGGUGACCGCCCUGCAGCGGCUGGGCUGCGCCGGGCUGGCGGGAGCGCUGAGCCUCAGCCUGACGGCGCCGCUGGAGCUGCUGACGGUGCUGGCGCAGGUGGGCACCUGGCACUGCCGGCGGGGGCUGCGCGGCGCCGGGCAAAGCCUGUGCCGCGCCGAGGGGCUGCGGGCCCUCUGGAAGGGGAACCUCACCGCCUGCCUGCGACUCUUCCCCUACAGCGCGCUGCAGCUCGCCGCCUCCCGCCGACUUGUUAUACUUUUCACGGAUGAGUUGGGUCAUAUCUCCCACUGGAGAGCUAUCAUGGCAGGAAGUCUGGCUGGCAUGGUUGCAACCAUCGUGACUUACCCCACUGAUGUAAUUAAAACACGGCUCAUUGUGCAGAACCGUCUGGAACCAUCUUACGAAGGAAUUCUUCAUGCUUUUUACAAAAUUUAUCAUCAGGAAGGACUCCUUGCACUCUACCGCGGUGUUUCACCAGCUAUAUUAGGUGCUGUCCCAUUUUCUGCGGGCUCAUUCUUUGUUUAUAUCAAUCUGGACAAAAUCUGGCGAGAACCCAUAGUUCAUUUCACUCCUCUUCAGAACUUCAUAAAUGGCUGUGUAGCAGCUGGUGUGGCACAGACACUUUCUUUCCCCUUUGAGACUGUCAAGAGGAAGAUGCAGGCCCAGAGUCCUUGGCUUCCCCACUACGGAGCAGUUGAUGUCCAUUUUACUGGCAUGGCUGACUGUUUCCGGCAAACUGUGAAGAACAAAGGUGUGCUUGGCCUUUGGAGUGGACUCACACCCAGUCUGCUCAAGAUUGUCCCAUACUUCGGUGUUAUGUUUAGCACUUUUGAAUUCUGCAAGCGGGUCUGUCUUUACAGAAACGGUUAUAUUGAAUCUCCUUUAAAUUACAAGCUAACUCCUGGCGUGGACCAGAGUUUACAGCCACAAGAACUGAGAGAAUUAAAGCUCCUCCGAAGGGAAAAUUUUGAGCCAAGGAAAUCAGCGCUUGAAAACUGACAUCAGAGUAUCCAUUGCAGAUGUACACAGUACCUUUCUCAAGGACCUUUGCAAGAAAGACACACUGAACUUACAGGUACCAGCGUCUCAGCGGAUUGCAUAGUUUUAGUACUGAGACAUCAGUGCCAGGAAUGAAUAAAUCUUGUAUCUCAUUUGCUGAAUGGAUAUAAACAAUAUGAAUAGCAAGCAUAUACUGAAGAGAAGAGAUGCAACUGGUCUGAAAACACUAUGCUAUUGGAACUUGAAAUUACGUUAUUCUAGGUGCUUUUCAAUACUGAAUACCCAUUUUGAGAUAAAACCACUCGCAGUAAGGCAAGAGAACUGAGAUGAACGUAUAAAUUGUAUCUUCAAAAAUAUUAAGAAAAUCCAAAUAGAUUUUUUUUUAAGUAAUAUGAGAUACCAAGUCAGCCAAAAAUGAUAAACAGACUGAAAUACAUACAACAUGCAAGAAUUUCUACUGAAAUCUUUUUUUUUUAGUGAUACUGUGCGGACGUGGCAUUCUGCAGAUGCAGAAUUAGUCCCAGUUGAGUCACACUCCAGAAUCCCCUCUUCAGUUCUUGAGACUUACUUGAGAAUAAUAAUUUUGUAUGAAUCCUUGGCGUAAAGAUGAAAAUAUGCUGCUGCAACUGUGCUUUUGCUAAGAGAGGAUUGUGAUGUGCAAAAUGAACUGUAAUACACUGGAAUGACAAUCUUGGAAACAAGUGCAUACUAGAAAAUCUUCCCCCCUUUCUCCUGUGUUGUUACUGCAUGUAUGUGAAUUAUUUCAGGCUUUGAAAAAUAGUUUUCCUGAAGUUCUCUAACUGAAAUAUUUCCUCAAAAAUACAGUUCUUAAAUGUGUUAGAUAUUUCAGAGCCACGAGCCUUGUCAUGUUGUUUUGGUAUUCUUAAAGCUCUAUUUUUAUAUUAAACUACUUUUUAGUUCCUGUGCACAGACUCAGGCCUACUGUGCUGCUCAGACCUUGCCAGCAGAAUAGCGCUGUGCACACCACCUGUGAUUUUUCCACUUUAGCUGCUGUGAUCCAGGAGCCACAGAUAGUUUCUGUAGAUAGGAACCUCUCAGCAAGGCCACGAGGCUAUUGCCGGUGCCAAUGCAAUUGAUGGGCAUCUGAGCAGUCUAGGGAGCUUUUGGACAAUAAAAGAUCAUCUUGGUAUUUAUACCUGAGGACCUGGGGUAUUGCUCUGGUUCCUUUGUAGAAGUACAGCUAUGGAACAGCCCCAUCCUAGUGCCUUUAAGAAAACCUUAAACCCCGUAUCCACGUGGGAAGGCGGCUCUGCCCUCUGCCGCAUGUCCCACCAGCCUCAGGCUGUGGCAAUGUGUGAAUCACAGCAGCUCGGUAAGGUGUGUGCACGCCACACCUGCCCUAGCUGCAGCAGCCUGGGCUCAGCACAGGGUUUGCCUGGUGGUUUACACAGCUUUGUGUGUGUGCGUGUGUUUGUACCGUUUAUGUCCCUGCUGGGUGUAAAUAAGUCAAUCUCAGAAACUGCUUGGUUAGGGCAGGUCACAGCAGGGUGAGGAAAUGGCAGAUCGAUGCGGGAACAGCCUGUGACUAUGGAGAGAGAUUUGCAGAAAGAUUUGGGAUAAUUGUAAGGCCUGCCUUGCACCUAGAACUCAGCGUUGAUGUACCCUACAGCUGAGGCCUUGCAGUAUCUCUUAAUGGGCCUGCUCAGUUCUGCUGCAGUGGUGCUUCAUACUGGUUUUCUUCUCAGAGAAGAAAUGCAAGCAUUGAUAGCAAAAAUUAAGACGGUAGAGAACAGAUCGGGUGGCUCAUGCUUCACACUGAGGCUGUAAGUGCUUUUGGCUCUCUAAUCAACCUGCCUAGUGAACAUGUUUCUCCGUGCCUCAGUUUCCCUCUCUGCACAGCGCAGGUAAUACUACUGAGGCUUAUUUGAAAUGUAUGAGUAAGGAGAAGUGACUUGUGAGCGUAUUGGGGAGGAAUGGAUUUCUAAAGAGUGCCCUUACCUUGUCCAAACGUACCUGUAUGUUUUUUACUAACGUUGUAUUUCUAAAUAGAUUUUAAAGAUUGAAUGAUGGGUGCAUAUGAAUGUCUGAUCAGCUCUUCAAACCUGGUAAGAGUCAAGUGAGUCAAAAAGUUAACCUCUAACUUGUUUCUGAUAUGCUACUAACACCUUUGUAUUGUAAUGUACUCCUACGAUCGAUAAAUCACUCACUAACCCUU